AUGAGGAGGAAAACAGGUGCGAGCUGCACACUCUAACACAACAAAAAGUCGUGCGGACAUGGAUUAUUCUGAAACAUGAUCCUCUGUGGAGCACAGCUCUUUUUAGUCUCUUCAAAACUCAGACAGGAGGCUUUUUUGGCAGCUAUGGGAGCACUACAGUCCUCUCAGGGACGCCCAGAAUAUAUUGAUCUUGUGGAAAAAACUGGCUUUUCUUUUGAGCAGAUUGGAGUCCUGCACAAAAGAUUCAAACAGCUGAGUCACAAUGAAGAUAUUUUACGGAGACAUCAUUUCAACGAGAUCCCAGAUCUAGCAUGCAAUCCGAUCCGGGCACAAAUCAUAGAGGCUUUCUUUGAUAAAAGAAACUUCACCGAAGGUGGAGCGGGCAGAGUUGAUGAGAUCGGCUUUGAGGCGUUCCUGGUGGUCAUGUCUCAUUUCAGGCCUCCGUCCCAGCGCGUGACCGAGGAACAGAGGGAGAACGUCCGGAGAGACAAACUCCGAUUUUUAUUCAACAUGCACGACACAGACAACGAUGGGACCAUAACGCUUGAAGAGUACAGACAUGUGGUGGAGGAGCUUUUGUCUCGCAGUGGAGCUCUGGGGAAGGAAACGGCCAAAAGCAUUGCUGACGCAGCCAUGCUGGAAGUGGCCAGUGUUUCAGUGGGUCACAUGGAACCUGACGAAUUUUAUGAAGGAAUCACAUUCGAACAUUUUCUCAAGCUGCUGGAUGGCUUUGAGAUUGAAUCAAAAAUGAGCAUUCGCUUUUUAAACAUGGACGCGAUGACCCUGUGUAAGUGA
Nematolebias whitei (Rio pearlfish) is the source of this 795-nucleotide messenger RNA. RefSeq names its product tescalcin b (gene tescb). Bases 76 to 795 code for a protein of 239 amino acids. The transcript has 8 exons. The record is from RefSeq and is a predicted model, not a curated record. Gene Ontology annotation, molecular function: calcium ion binding. NCBI's taxonomy places the organism in Eukaryota, Metazoa, Chordata, Actinopteri, Cyprinodontiformes, Rivulidae.